AUGCGGUUGUCGGGUCUUCAGAAGGAAGUUCUGGCUCUAUACCGAGGUUGCCUCCGUGAAAGCCGUAAGAAGCCAGAGGCAACACGACCGCACUUUGAGUCUUUCGCAAGGAUUGAGUUCGAAAAGAGCAUCAAUAUUGACAAAAAAGAUUUUGCCGCAGUAGAGUUCCUGUUGCGCAAAGGACGUCGGCAAUUGGAGGUCUAUUCUGCACCAGGCAUCAAAGACAUCCACAGAUGA
Molecule: messenger RNA, 237 nt
Organism: Pseudomassariella vexata
Lineage: Eukaryota; Fungi; Ascomycota; Sordariomycetes; Amphisphaeriales; Pseudomassariaceae
Exons: 2
Coding region: 1-237 (78 amino acids)
Biological process (GO): mitochondrial respiratory chain complex II assembly
Cellular component (GO): mitochondrion
Source: RefSeq, a predicted model, not a curated record